Molecule: messenger RNA, 2277 nt
Organism: Nerophis ophidion (straightnose pipefish)
Lineage: Eukaryota; Metazoa; Chordata; Actinopteri; Syngnathiformes; Syngnathidae
Gene: pex11g
Product: peroxisomal biogenesis factor 11 gamma
Exons: 6
Coding region: 1437-2117 (226 amino acids)
Biological process (GO): peroxisome fission
Cellular component (GO): peroxisomal membrane
Source: RefSeq, a predicted model, not a curated record
GGGGGUCCGGUCUGAUGACCAUGGAUGAAGUACUGGCUGUCCAGAGUCAAGACCCAGGAUGGACCGCUCGCCUGUGUAUCGGUUGGGGACAUCUCUACGCUGCUGAUCCGCCUCCGCUUGAGAUGGUUUCCUGUGGACGGGACUCUCGCUGCUGUCUUGGAUCCGCUUGAACUGAACUCUCGCGGCUGUGUUGGAGCCACUAUGGAUUGAACUUUCACAGUAUCAUGUUAGACCCGCUUGACAUCCAUUGCUUUCGGUCCCCUAGAAGGGGGGUGGGGGGGGUGCUGACAUCUGAGGUCCUCUCCAAGGUUUCUCAUAGUCAGCAUUGUCACUGGCAUCCCACUGGAUGUGAAUUCUCCCUGCCCACUGGGUGUGAGUUUUCCUUGCCUUUUUGUGGGUUCUUCCGAGGAUGUUGUAGUCGUAAUGAUUUCUGCAGUCCUUUGAGACAUUUGUGAUUUGGGGCUAUAUAAAUAAACAUUGAUUGAUAGUUGAUCAACAGCCAUACAGGUCACACUGAUGGUGGCCGUAUAAACAACUUUAACACUGUUACAAAUAUGUGCCACACUGUGGACCCACACCAAACAAGAUUGAGAAACACAUUUUGGGAGAAAACAUGCACCGUAACACAACAUAAACAUGACAGAAAAAAUACCCAGAAUCCCACGCAGCCCUAAGUCCUACAGGCUAAGAUAUACACCCCAGCCCCCACCAACCCCGCCCCCUAUUGUAGCCCGGAAGAGUUAGUGCUGCAUUGGAUUGGGCCGGCACACUGUCUGUAUGGUGGAAAAGCGGACGAGACAACUGGUUGUAGAGGACGCUAAAGGCAGUGCCAUCACGGCACCCCCUUAAUAUUGUUGUCCGGGUGAUAACCGAGAGAAUGAUUGCCCCGGGAAAUUGUCGGAGGGGCACUGAUGUUCGGGUGUUUCCCAGAAAGAUCGCGAGAGUUGGCAAGUGUGUUGCUAAGGCGGGAAAGCCAUUCAAAGGUGAAUUCAUUAAAAAGCGCACACUAGAUUUUUUAAAGAAAUAUUUACUUGCGCCCUAGCCUCUCCCAGUCUCUGCAUCCAGUGGCACCCAGGUAAAUUGAGUUUGAGACCCCUGUCUUAGAUACUUUUGAUAAAUACUCCUAUUUAAGUACAUUUUUGUGUGAUAUUUAUAAUAUUUUAAAUGAAUACUGCUUGUUUACCUCAAUUAGGUUUGUUUUUUUUUCUCCCCAAAUAUCUUGAAUAACAACAACAAUCUACAAAACAAGCUAUUAGUCAUGCUUGUAAUUAAAGCGAUAUAUUUUAUGACCGUUAGAGAGCAGUAUGUAACCUCCGCUGUGUAAAGGCGAAUUCACGAGACAUCAACGGAAGAAGAAGAAGGCUAUCGAAGGGUUGUUUCCUGGUCAAAGUCCAGCUGGAGAUAAGAAAAAUCAAACGUCAUAAUGCCUUGAAAACAUGCAGGACUCAGUAGACUGCCUUGUCCGACAGUUGGAGUCUUACAGAGGAAGAGAUCGAAUUAUAAGGACGCUUUGUUACAGCUCCCAGUUUGUCGGAGGCAUUCUUUCCUGCAAGACGGAUGGUUCGUCUCCUAACCUCGGAAAAAGCCUUCUGCUGUUGUCUGCUCAGCUAAGCCACUGCAGGACAGUGCUGAGACUUUUUGAUGAUCUCUCCAUGCUGGCUUAUACCCGCACUUACGGAUUUGGUGCUAAGGAGGAAGACAUAGCCGUGCGCUGGAUAUCGGUCCUUGAGAAUGUGGCUGACCAGCUGUACUACCCGUGUGAACACGUGGCCUGGGCGGCAGAUACUCACCUUAUUCAAGCAAAGUCUGAUCCAUGGUGGCUCUUAAGCAACGCGCUGUGGGGAACCUCGCUGCUGCUUGGCAUACUGAGGUCCCUCCGAUUUCUGCUGCUUCUCAGGAGAAAGAGGAGAUGUGAGCAAGAUGGAAGCAGGGAUCGUGAGCUCCGCAGACGGAUGCAGUCGGAACUGCUUUCUAUCGUUGGGUUUAUGACGGACCUCAGUAACGCCGUCCACUGGAUGCCGCAUGGCUUCCUGUGGGCGGGUCGGUUCCCCACCUGGCUGGUGGGGCUGAUGGGUACCAUUUCUUCUGUGACUAUGUGGAUCAAGAUGAAUGCUUAAGAUCGCAACCAGUCAUGCAGCGCUUAGUCAUUUCUAUCACUCUUUGGUCAUCACUGGAAUGUAGAAAUGAUUUUAGAUUUAAUAUAAGUGUAUGAUCGGUUGGACUAUUUGUGCAUAUUAUUUCAGCAUUUUUAUAAUAAAAACGCACAAUUUGUUUAUA